AUGGAGCUGUAUUUUGGUGAAUAUCAACAUGUGCAACAGGAAUAUGGUGUCCACCUGAGACUUGCAAGUGAUGAAACCAGAAAGUCCAGGAAUCCCCAGCAUGCUAAGGCAGGCUCCUACGGGGUCAGUAUUCGGGUCCAGGGCAUUGAUGGCCACCCCUACAUAGUCCUCAAUAACACAGAGCAGUGUCUGGCAGGCACGUCUUUUUCUGAAAACGGGCCAUCGUUUCCAGCUCCGAUGUUAAACAGCCUGCCCCUCCAUCCCAGCAAGGGGUCUGUGGUGGAAGAGAACAGUGCAGAAGAACUGCAGCUCCCAGAAAACCCAUAUGCCCCACCUGGCCCAGCAAGAAACCUGAAACAGCCCUCUCUCUCUGAGGGCAAGAACGGGGCUCUAGAGCGCAAAGAGGAGCCAAGGAAGGCAUCUCCUGUGCUGAACUUUCAGAGGCAUCCAGAGCUUCUACAGCCCUAUGAUCCUGAAAAGAAUGAGUUGAGCUUGAAAAAUCACCAGCCUCCUGAAACCAGUUGGCUGAAAGCUUUAAGAGAAGAAGGGACCAACAGUAAGAAGGCCUGGACUUGCAUGCCCAAACCUAGCCAUUCCCAGCCCACCAGCCCUCCCUCCGAAGACCCGGCCAGGUCCAGCGUGAAGGCCAUCCGUCUCUGCAGCUCCGUGGUCAUCGACGACCCCCAGAAGCAGACCUCGGUGUGUGUGAACGUUCAGAGCUGCAGCAAGGAGGGUCUGGCAGAGGAGGCUCUUGCCCCUAGCGGGAGGCCCCUGCCCACUCCCAGCCUGCAAGCCCACCCGGAAGCCAAGAGAACCAGACCGGAUGUGCUUCCCUUCCGGCGCCAGGACUCAGCCGGGCCGGUUCUGGACGGAGCCCGGUCCCGGAGAUCCUCCUCGUCCUCCACGACUCCCACUUCGGCCAACUCUUUGUACAGAUUUUUACUCGAUGAUCAAGAAUGUGCCAUCCACGCCGACAAUGUGAAUCGUCAUGAAAACAGAAGGUACAUCCCCUUCUUGCCUGGAACUGGGCGGGAUAUUGACACGGGGUCGAUUCCUGGCGUGGAUCAGUUGAUUGAAAAAUUUGACCAAAAACCUGGGAUGCAGAGAAGAGGCAGGUCUGGGAAGAGAAACAGGAUCAACCCAGAAGACAGGAAAAGGUCCCGAAGUGUGGACAGUGCCUUUCCUUUCGGUCUCCAGGGGAACUCGGAGUACCUCACGGAAUUCAGCAGGAACCUGGGCAAGUCCAGCGAACACCUGCUGCGGCCGUCGCAGCUGUGCCCGCAGCGUGCUCAGGAGACCCGCGGGAGGCAAGGCGGGGGGCGCGCCUUCGCCAGGCUGCUGGGAGCCCAGCCCAGGCCGCCCCUGCAGAACAAAGAUGGGAAAGUUCCAGAAAACAAAGGUGCUCAGGAAAGUCCGACUGGGCGCACAUCCUCCCUCCCAGCACAGAGUAAGAAGGAGGAGGAAGUCAAAACAGCCACGGCUACGCUGAUGUUACAGAAUCGGGCGCUGGCGACUUCCCCUGAUUCAGGGACCAAGAGGAUUUCCGUGAAGACGUUUACUUCCACCUCAAAUACUCAGGCCACACCGGAUCUAUUAAAAGGCCAGGAGGAGCUCACUCAGCAAACCAACGAGGAAACGGCCAAGCAGAUACUUUACAGUUACCUCAAAGAAGGAAGCACUGAUAAUGAUGAUGCUACUAAGAGGAAGGUCAACCUCGUGUUUGAGAAAAUCCAGACUUUGAAAUCUCGAGCAGCAGGGAGCACGCAAGGAAAUAAUCAAGCUUCUAAUUCUUCAUCUGAAGUCAAAGAUCUCUUGGAACAGAAGAACAAGUUGACCACAGAAGUGGCUGAACUUCAGACACAGCUUCAACUGGAAGUCAAGAAUCAACAGAACAUCAAAGAAGAGAGAGACAGGAUGAAAGCAGACUUAGAAGUGUUGCAAAGCCAGCAUGACAGCAAGGUGGAGGAGAGCACUGCGCUGCAGCGGCAGCUGGAGGAAAGUGAAGGGGCGCUCCGGAGACACCUGGAGGAGCUGUUCCAGGUGAAGAUGGAACGGGAGCAGCACCAGACUGAAAUCAGAGAUCUCCAGGACCAGCUCUCGGAAAUGCAUGAUGAAUUGGACAGUGCGAAACAAUCUGAGGACAGGGAGAAGGGGGCUCUGAUUGAGGAGCUCCUGCAGGCAAAGCAGGACCUUCAGCAUCUGCUCAUUGCCAAAGAGGAGCAGGAAGACCUCUUGAGGAAGCGGGAGCGUGAACUCACCGCGCUGAAGGGAGCCCUGAAGGAAGAGGUUUCCAGCCAUGACCGGGAGAUGGACAAGCUGAAGGAGCAGUAUGACGCCGAGCUGCUGGCCCUGCGGGAGAGCGUGGAGGAGGCCACUAAGAACGUCGAGGUCCUGGCCAGUCGGAGCAGUACUGCAGAGCAAACCCAGCUGGGGGCAGAGAUGCGUGUGAAGGCUCUGCAGGAGGAGAACGAGGAGCUGCGGGGGAGUGUGGAAGAGCUGGAGUGCACUGUGGCUCGGCUGCAGAGGCAGCUUGCUGACCUUCAAGAUGACGAGGCCAGAGCGAAGGAGACACUCAAGAAGUGCGAGGGAGAAACUCGGCAAUUAGAAGAGGCCCUUCUGCAUGCAAGAAAGGAAGAGAAAGAAGCCACGUCAGCCAAAAGGGCCUUGCAGACUGAGCUGGAAGAGGCUCAGAGAAAUCUGAGCCGGGCCACCCAGGAACAGAAGCAGCUGUCUGAGAGGCUCAAAGACGAGACCGAGCAGAAGGAGCAGUUAAGGAGACUGAAGAAUGAAAUGGAGAAUGAGCGAUGGCACCUUGACAAGACCAUUGAGAAGCUGCAGAAGGAGAUGGCCGACAUUGUCGAGGUGUCCCGCACAUCAACGCUGGAGCUCCAGAACCAACUGGAUGAAUACAAGGAGAAAAAUCGCAGGGAACUUGCGGAGAUGCAACGACAGUUGAAGGAGAAAACUCUAGAGGCAGAAAAGUCCCGUCUGACUGCCAUGAAGUUGCAGGAUGAGAUGCGCCUGAUGGAGGAAGAGUUACGGGACUAUCAGAGAGCUCAGGAAGAAGCGCUCACGAAAAGGCAGCUUCUGGAGCAGACACUCAAGGACCUGGAGUACGAGCUGGAGGCGAAGAGUCACCUCAAGGAUGACCGGGGCCGACUCGUCAAGCAGAUGGAGGACAAGGUGUCUCAACUGGAGAUGGAGCUGGAAGAAGAAAGAAACAACUCGGAUUUGCUGUCUGAGAGGAUCACCCGGAGCAGGGAACAGAUGGAGCAGAUGCGGAAUGAGCUACUUCAGGAGCGAGCCAUGAAGCAAGACUUGGAGUGUGACAAGAUUUCCCUGGAGAGACAGAACAAGGACUUAAAGAGCCGGAUUAUCCACCUGGAAGGUUCCUACAGGUCCAGCAAAGAGGGCCUGGUGGUGCAGUUGGAGGCCAGGAUCGCAGAGCUGGAGGACCGUCUGGAGAGCGAGGAGAGGGACAGGGCCAGCCUCCAACUGAGCAACCGCCGGCUGGAGCGGAAGGUGAAGGAGCUGGUGAUGCAGGUGGACGACGAGCACCUGUCACUGACUGAUCAGAAGGACCAGUUGAGCUUGCGCUUGAAGGCAAUGAAGCGACAGGUGGAGGAGGCCGAGGAGGAAAUCGACAGGCUGGAAAGUUCUAAGAAGAAGCUGCAGAGGGAGCUGGAGGAGCAGAUGGAUGUGAAUGAACAGCUGCAGGGCCAGCUCAACUCCAUGAAGAAGGACUUAAGACUUAAGAAGCUGCCAAGCAAAGUGCUGGAUGACGUGGAUGACGAUGACGACCUCAGCACGGAUGGGGGGAGCCUCUAUGAGGCACCGCUGAGCUACACCUUCCCCAAGGACAGCACCGUUGUCAGCCAGAUCUGA
Messenger RNA from Rangifer tarandus platyrhynchus (Svalbard reindeer), 3885 nucleotides. The record is from the annotation of a GenBank genome assembly. NCBI's taxonomy places the organism in Eukaryota, Metazoa, Chordata, Mammalia, Artiodactyla, Cervidae.